ACAUCACAGGCCGAGCAUGGGGUGUUCCCGACGCGACGCGUCGCCGCUGACGGAAGUGCAGAAAGCUUGUGUUGUUGUGCUCGGCUUGUGUCAUGUACGGCGGUCUGUGAGAUGAGCGGUGAGAUCGUGUCAUGACAUCCGUGCGCAUUAUGGCAGCUCUAUCGGGUCAGAGCGAUGAACCCGUCGAACCGGACCAGUCCCUGCAGCACAUGCUGAAGGCAAUCGCGGACGAGCGGAACCGCCUGAGCGUCAGACAGGACCUCAGCGGACUGGGGUGCUUCAAGGAUGACCGCAUAGUGUUCUGGACAUGGAUGUUCUCCACAUACUUCAUGGAGAAAUGGGCACCACGUCAGGAUGAUAUGCUUUUCUAUGUGCGCCGCAAGCUCUCUUACGUCAGUGAAGACAACACAGAAGGGAAGAAGGUGGAGGUUGAGGUUUACAGAAGAGACUCUAAAAAGCUGCCUGGACUUGGUGAUCCUGACAUCGACUGGGAGGAGAGCGUCUAUCUCAAUCUCAUCCUGCAGAAUCUGGACUAUGUGGUCACAUGUGCAGUUUGCACACGCUCAGAUGCAGGAGACAUCCACAUCCACAAAAAGAAAUCCCAGCAAGUGUUUGCCUCUCCAAGCAAACACCCAAUGGACAGCAAAGGGGAGGAGUCAAAAAUUAGCUACCCCAACAUCUUCUUCAUGAUUGACAACUUUGAGGAGGUGUUCAGCGAUAUGACUGUUGGAGAAGGUGAGAUGGUAUGUGUGGAGCUGGUGGCCAGUGACAAAAGCAACACAUUCCAGGGCGUCAUCUUCCAGGGCUCUAUCCGCUACGAGGCCCUAAAGAAGGUCUAUGAUAACCGGGUAAGUGUGGCAGCUAAGAUGGCCCAGCGGAUGUCAUUCGGCUUCUACAAGUACAACAACAUGGAGUUUGUGCGGAUGAAAGGUCCUCAGGGGAAAGGUCAUGCUGAGAUGGCUGUGAGUCGAGUGCCCACUGGAGACACCUCACCCUGCGGCACUGAAGAGGACCAAGACUCCCCUCUUCACGAGAGGGUCAGUUAAACCCAUUUUCUGUUC
Messenger RNA from Sinocyclocheilus rhinocerous, 1061 nucleotides. RefSeq lists its product as uncharacterized. The record is from RefSeq and is a predicted model, not a curated record. The transcript has 7 exons. The coding region runs from base 132 to 1046 and encodes 304 amino acids. NCBI's taxonomy places the organism in Eukaryota, Metazoa, Chordata, Actinopteri, Cypriniformes, Cyprinidae.